Molecule: messenger RNA, 2708 nt
Organism: Porites lobata
Lineage: Eukaryota; Metazoa; Cnidaria; Anthozoa; Scleractinia; Poritidae
Source: the annotation of a GenBank genome assembly
AUGUCAUCGUCGUACAGGGACGACAAUAACCUAAAUAUUUCGUCAGGCGUUAAAGCAAGGCUUCAAAAAUGGAUUGGUAAGGCAAGCUCAAACGUUCGCGACAAGCGACUUGGCAAAGAAAACUCUGCGGAAAUUAUGAACUGUGAGCCUAUGAAAGUCGAAAUGACGAGUGACGUUUCACCACAACAUUCAAGGUCGCGCAGCGCUCCCAUACCGAUGGAAAAAGUGGUAAAGAAAAUGCGAAAAGGCUCAGAAUCUAUAACUUCCACCUGGUACGUAAAAGAAGACAUAGAGCGUGAGAACCAUAUAAAUGAUUCAUACUCAAAUAAAAGGAUUCCAGUGGGGAAUGCGCACAGUGUGGGACUGCAUGAGUCAUCAAGCGCACCCAGCAUGGUCAAACUUGAACGAAUGAGUGUAAUGGACAGUAAAGAAGUGAGUUCUAGAGACCAAAAGAACGGUGGCAAGGAAGAUCCAAUCGGCCAAACUGAGAACGGUUACGUCAUGAACGGCAUAAAUGGUUACUCGUGCACCAAAAAGGCAUCCGGGUCUCUUUCGACAAAAAGACCCAAAUUCAGGCGCGACAGAUCUCAAACUUCUGUUGAUUUAAGCGACAACAGUAGAAGUCCCGACAAUGGCAGAAUUGUUUCCGCCUACAGCCUUGAAAGCAUUCCCCAAAACCACCAACAGUUAUCGGGACAAAUUCAGUCCAGGCUGCAUAAGUGGGUCGAGCGAGCAUCAUCCCAUUUGGCGUCGCAACGCGACCGUAGUACAAGCGAGGAAUCAGCUAGUUCUACAGAUGACAGUGUUUACACUCCUGACAGUCCUUCUUCAGGAGUAACACCCAGAUCGGGAAAAGAGAGUCAAGUGCAGAAGAUAAAAGAAUUGGAACUCGCUUUGAAGGAGCUGGUGGAAAACGUCGGGGUCAGAGGAGGAAACUGGCCUUCAAAAGGCUCCAACACAAAUUCGCCUGGUCCCUCAAGCAGGGAAAGAUCGAGAAAUAAUUCUCAGCGAAAUGACAAUGAUUGCCAAGAGAAUAGAGAACUGAAUGGAGAGGAGAAGAAUGAUUUAUUUGCAAAUAAUGGACGAGAUAUCUCAAAAUCAAAUGAGGGUCGCAACAACUCCACAGACGCAGACACAGCUGUCAUCAAAAUGACAGACGGCGAGAAAUCCUUUUUUGACAGUCGCCCACAAGAUGAUGAUGUCGAAGACCUGGGCGACGUUAUAUUUAUCAAGUCACGUAACUCUGCUCUUGAGCAGGUUGCAAAUAGCAGCCCACGCGACCGAAGGUCGGCUCAUUUGCAAGACGUCUUCUUUAGUGAGACCCUCAUUGAAGACACUCAAAAAAAUGCACAGGAAACCAAGAAAAAGUUGGGCCCAAAUGCUCUCGGCGAGCGAUCCAUCGAAACCAAGGAGGGCAGAAAUGUUUCUCGCAACAAAACACCCGCAAGUGGGCAAAAUGAGACUGAAAACUCCAGGGUCCCUUAUGAAAGUAAACUUAACGCUAAGAAUGAAACAGAGAGAAAGUCUGAACGCCCCAGUCGAAUAAAAAGGCAAUCUACUGGUUCGGUUGGGAGUUUGUUAAAGACAGAGUCUAAUCCGGCUCUUCGAGAGAGUAUGAGGCAGUAUUUAAAGUUCAAGGACGCUGAUCUCUCCGCCUUUGCCGUUGAGUGCGUCAAGCAUGCUAAUAAGAAGAAACAGAUACUGCGAGAAGAAGAGGUCCAACCAGAUAAUCAAAGUGGAGCUGAAAGGACUAUCGCGCAAAAGAAAUUGGAGAGCACAAACACUGCACAAAUCGCUGACGCAACGGACCAGAAACCUAUUGUUGUGUUUUCAUCACCAGAUAACAAUCCACAAACUGAUGAACAAAGCGACUUGUUGAAACAGGAGUCUGCGUCUUUGAGAAGUUCAGAGGACGGAAAUGUCUCAGAUAAAGAUUUGACCGCAAGCGAGGAUAACAUUUUCGCUCGUACUGCGGAAGAGGCCGAACAGUUUGAAAAAGAUUUAGCUACUGAACCCUUGCAAAAGAGAAAGGAAUCGUUAGGGCGAUCAGCGAGUCAUCCACCUGAGGAACCUAUCGACACUACCCAGCGACUUUACAAAUUUCCGUCUAUGCCGAUGUUUUACAUACCAGAUGAUGACGAGGACAUUAAAACUAGUAAGAAACAGAAGAGACUGUCCUUUACCGUAUUCGGGGGGAAUAGCUCUGGAAGUAAUCCAUUCUAUCAAGGGAAACUGAACUCAAGGACAAAACUUAUGUCAAGCAGCAACUCAAAAUUGACCGCUGUAAAAGAUGAAAAUGGAAACGAUGUGGUCGGAAAGUUAAAGUCUUCCCCCAGACCAAAGCUGCGGCAAAGAAAAGUCAGUGCACCGCCAGGAUCUGCCCUGUUUCCUACACCGUCAAGCGUGCGUGUGGACAUUGAAGCUCUCAUAUAAACUAAGUUCGGUUUUAGUAACAUAAACAAACUCAGCUUAUUUUCAGCCUUGCCAGAGCCGGAGUGAUGAUACACAAAUUUCCUUUCUAGGACAAGUAGAAAAAAAAACUCAGUGCAAGAAACGGACCUGUUUGAUGGUAAAUACUCAGUAGAUUUUAGUUUAAUACUGAUCUUUCUGAGACCGUACCGCAUGACCUUAUUGUCAUUCAAUAUAAGUCAAUGAUAAUGACAAAAAUUACAAUUACAGUAAUUGGAAAAGAACGCUCACCAAACUGA